Trichosurus vulpecula (common brushtail) is the source of this 7256-nucleotide messenger RNA. It is a transcript of the gene OSBPL8, whose product is annotated as oxysterol binding protein like 8. Bases 378 to 3050 code for a protein of 890 amino acids. Gene Ontology annotation, cellular component: membrane; intracellular membrane-bounded organelle; cytosol. The transcript has 25 exons. Gene Ontology annotation, molecular function: cholesterol binding. Lineage: Eukaryota; Metazoa; Chordata; Mammalia; Diprotodontia; Phalangeridae. The record is from RefSeq and is a predicted model, not a curated record.
GAGUUGCUGGCGGGGGACUCGGCAGUAGCGGCAGCGGAGGCAGCCUCGGCAUCUGGCGCUUCGACCGCCGGGGAGUGAGGGAGGGAGAGAGCUCGAGCCGGAGCCGUAUCGCCAAGCGGGCCAAAGCGCCGCCUCCUUCUCCUGCCUCUCGGGGCCGCGCCCCUCCGCGGGCUGGCUCCCCGAGCCGCUGUCUCGGUCCCAGGAGGCGAAGGGAAGUUGGGAGCCCCCGGCCCCGCAGCCUCCCCGGGAGCCCCGCGCCGAGGGAGAAUUUUUCCUUUGAAGACUGCUUUAAAUACAACCCAGAAAUUCCGGAUUCUCAGAUGCGCAUAAUGAACAAGUUUUAAUUCAAAGAGAAGCAGAGCACAUCCUCAUACAGCAUGGAAACAGUUUUGGCAGAAGGCGGGGAUCUUGAACGAAAUUUGCAUGUUGGUGAUGCCAAAGAUGUCCAUGGGCCAUCAACCUUGGUAACAAACAGUGAUGAUUCACACCUUCUGACCUCAGCAAAGAUGAAUCAGCGACAGGGAAAAGAAGCCUACCUAACUCCAACCAAAGAUUUGCUUCAGCCAUCACUGAGUCCAGGAAGUGCUCACAGCCAGGGUUUUGAAAGAGGAAAGGAUGAUCUGUCUCAAAAUAGAGAAGAGACAUCACAUUCUAUGUCAAAAAGCAAGUCUGAAUCCAAACUUUAUAAUGGCUCAGAGAAGGAUAUUUCUUCUUCAAGCAAGCUCACCAAAAAGGAAUCUCUUAAGGUACAAAAGAAAAAUUAUCGAGAAGAAAAGAAGAGAGCCACAAAAGAAUUACUCAGUACAAUCACGGACCCUUCAGUUAUUGUUAUGGCUGAUUGGCUGAAGAUUCGUGGUACACUUAAGAGCUGGACCAAGCUUUGGUGUGUGUUGAAACCUGGAGUGUUGCUGAUUUAUAAAACUCAAAAAAAUGGUCAGUGGGUGGGAACAGUGCUUCUGAAUGCCUGUGAACUUAUUGAGCGACCAUCCAAAAAGGAUGGCUUUUGUUUCAAACUUUUCCAUCCUUUGGAACAGUCCAUUUGGGCAGUUAAGGGCCCCAAAGGUGAAGCAGUUGGAUCUAUAACUCAGCCUUUGCCUAGCAGUUAUUUGAUCAUCCGAGCUACUUCAGAAUCAGAUGGCAGGUGCUGGAUGGAUGCUUUGGAAUUGGCUUUGAAAUGUUCUAGUCUUCUUAAACGCACAAUGAUCAGGGAAGGUAAAGAACACGACCUGAGCAUGUCAUCAGAAAAUACACACGUGACUUUCUAUGGCUUACUACGUGCUAACAAUCUCCACAGUGGUGACAACUUUCAAUUAAAUGACAGUGAAAUUGAACGACAACAUUUUAAGGACCAAGAUAUGUACUCUGAUAAAUCUGAUAAGGAAAAUGAUCAUGAACAUGAUGAAUCUGACAAUGAGGGAAUUGGGAAAAGUGAAGAAAGCGAUACAGAUACAUCAGAAAGACAGGAUGAUUCCUAUAUUGAGCCUGAGCCCACUGAACUUCUUAAAGAGACUACUUACACAGAGCAGGCCCAUGAAGAACUUGGAGAGGCAGGUGAGGCUUCUCAAACAGAAACUGUAUCUGAAGAAAACAAGAGUCUUAUAUGGACAUUGCUGAAACAAGUUCGUCCAGGGAUGGACCUCUCCAGGGUUGUUCUGCCUACAUUUAUCUUGGAACCUCGUUCUUUUCUGGAUAAACUCUCUGAUUACUACUAUCAUGCAGAUUUCCUCUCUGAGGCAUCUCUUGAAGAAAAUCCUUAUUUCCGCUUGAAAAGAGUAGUGAAAUGGUAUUUGUCAGGAUUCUAUAAAAAGCCAAAGGGAUUAAAGAAACCAUAUAAUCCUAUACUUGGCGAGACUUUCCGCUGUCUCUGGGUUCAUCCAAGGACGAACAGCAAGACCUUUUAUAUUGCUGAACAGGUGUCCCAUCACCCACCUAUUUCUGCCUUCUAUAUUAGCAACCGAAAGGAUGGUUUUUGCCUUAGUGGUAGUAUCCUGGCCAAGUCCAAGUUCUAUGGGAAUUCGCUAUCUGCCAUACUGGAAGGAGAAGCACGUUUAACUUUUUUGAAUAGAGGUGAAGAUUAUGUGAUGACGAUGCCAUAUGCUCAUUGUAAAGGAAUUUUGUAUGGCACGAUGACUUUGGAGCUUGGGGGAAUUGUCAACAUUACAUGUCAGAAAACUGGAUAUAGUGCAGUACUUGAAUUCAAAUUAAAGCCAUUUCUAGGUAGCAGUGACUGUGUUAAUCAGAUAUCAGGGAAGCUUAAACUGGGAAAAGAAGUGUUGGCUACUUUGGAAGGCCAUUGGGAUAGUGAAGUUAUUAUUAAUGAUAAGAAGACUGAUUCUUCAGAGAUCUUCUGGAAUCCAACUAGUGAAAUUAAACAGCGGAGACUAAUAAGGCACACUGUAAAAUUUGAAGAGCAGGAACCAUUUGAAUCAGAGAAGCUGUGGCAACGGGUUACUCGGGCCAUAAAUGCCAAAGACCAGACAGAAGCUACUCAAGAGAAAUGCGUUUUAGAGGAAGCUCAAAGAAAGGCUGCCAGAGAACGGAAAGGGAAAAAUGAAGAAUGGGUUUGCAAAUUAUUUGAACUUGAUUCAGUCACGGGAGAAUGGCAUUAUAGAUUCUCCGACACCCGGCCAUGGGAUCCUCUGAAUGAUCUGAUACAGUUUGAAAAGGAUGGUGUCAUCCAAACUAAAGUCAGACAUCGGACACCAAUGGUUAGUGUUCCAAAAAUGAAGCAUAAGCCAAGCAGGCAAACGAAGAAAGUGGUAAAAGGCUAUUCCUCACCAGAACUUGAUAUCCAAGACUCCUCUGGAAGUGAAGCUCAAGUACUAAAACCAAGUUCCAGAAGAAAGAAGACAGUAGAUCUUGCAGACCUACAGAGUUCCAUUGAAUCUAUAAAACAAACACAAGAAGAAAUUAAAAGAAAUAUUAUGGCUCUACGAAAUCAUCUUGUUUCAAGUUCUACUGCCACAGACUAUUUCCUACAACCGAGAGACUACUUCAUCAUUUUCCUGCUGAUUUUGCUACAGAUCAUAAUAAACUUCAUGUUUAAGUAGAAUUCCGUAUAUAAUUGAAUCAAUGAAAUGGAAUGAUUAGAUUUAGCCUGGGACCAUUUUUUCAAGUUGGUUUGGAUUUUAUUCAAACAAUGCAAUAUUUUUAAAAGAACCUUAGAGAUCUAGAAGUUUUGACCUCUCAUGCCUUGUAUCCUUAACCGGAACAAGACCUGUCCUAUCUGGUUAACGUGAAAAUUGCGUAAGUGCCAGAACAUUUCUUGUUUUUAUCCAUCUGUUUGCAUCUGUGCCGGUGUACAGAGUAUAUCCAUACAGGUCCUAUAGGCUUAGUACCUGACUGUAGUCAUGUAUUCUAUAGUAAUGUUCCAAUCUGUAGUCAUGCCAUGUUGUUAACAAAAAUGCUGUUCAGUUUAUAAAACAAUGUACAGUGGUCCGUUUUCUUCAUAAAACAGGCACAAAAUUUUUAUUGAUAAUGACUUAGAAUAUGGGAAAAAUAGAGAAAUCAUGACACCUAAAGAAUUUGCUGUGUUGUACUGUACACAGAUCACUUCCAAAAGACCUAACUUUUAUCUCUCUCUUCUUAGAAACAUAAAAAAGAAAAACAUGUUGAUGGUAUAUAUGGUGACAUUUGAUCAAAAACCAAAUUUAUGUGAAGGAUUUUUGUUUUUUGUGUGGACCCUUAGCAUAUGUUUAAUGUUUAACUUUUGGUAUGGACAUGUUUGUGUAUGUACAUAUAGAAAAGUCCACCUUCUUCUCUGUGUCUGGUAAUGACCUUUGUAUUUCUUUUGUCAUGCUUUAUGAUGCCCCCUUGAGCACAUCCUAGAAGAUAUUUCUGUAAAUUUCUUUAAGUAAGACCCACCAAUGUUAAUGGCCUACCACCACUUCCACCACUGUGAAUCUAAAUUUCAGGAAGACAAGAGAACUUAAUUUCAUUAUAGUAAAUUGGAAGAAAACUGGUUUGGGUAUCAAAUUACCUUUGCUAUCUGAAUUUUUUUAAAUGUAGAACUCAGAAAUGACUGCUGUCUAUGACCUCACGUACAGCCUAUAGUAAUUUAAGUGGUUUAUGAAACAGAUGAAAUGAGAUAAUUCAGGUUAUUUUAUCAGUAAUUGGUUUGUUUUAGGAAUGGUUCCUGAACUUUCAUUUAUACCUUAAACUUUUAGUGGCUAAAGAGCACAGAAAACUAUAAUUACCUUUAAAUUUUUUUACUCUAGAAGCUAAAAGGCAGUAGAAAAUGAGAGAUAAUGGUCCGGAUGUAUUUCUGCAAAUUGUUUCUGUUUUUAAUCACUUUUAAGAUACACAGCAAUGUUACAUACCCAAGAAGGGCUCAGAAACUUAAUCCUUUGUUUUCCCCUCACUAUUCUUAGUAAUUGAAAACCCACGUCAAUCACAUUGCUGUAGGAUCCUAUUUUGUGUUUAGAGCUCCACAAUACAAAGUAAGACAGUUUAGUUGUUUAAUUUAAAAUGUUGGACUUUUUUUUGGAUUUUCACAAGCUUUUUGUAGUAUUCAAAAGCAAUUUUUGUGAAUUACUUAAAUGCUUAAAUAUUAAAUUCUUAAAUGCUUAAAUAUUAUAAAAGAUUUUUAUACUACUGAGAAUACAGAUUAUCAGAUUUAUCAGUAAUAAGGGCAGAGAGAAGACACAUUCUUAUAAAGUUUUGACUUUAACAAAAUAAACACCAUAAGCCAGCUAGAACAGAGUAAGAGAUGUAUGGGGAAUUAUGAAAACUGAGUAGGCUACAUCUUACUGAUCUAAGUAUCCUAAGUAGAAUGCUUACGUAAUAGGAAUCUUACAAACAUAUGAAGAUCCAAUUUCUCAUGCAUAAUUAGCAAAAUAAGUGUACCUAUUUAUUCAUUUGGAAAUAAUCAUAUAGGUAAAGAUAAAAGAUUACCUGUAUUAAACAUUUUCAUAUUAGAAACCACAAUAUUGCAAGCUAUACUUUGAAUUUUCUCCAUUUACUCAUUCCACUGCCCAUGUUUAGCUUCCGUCUACAUAUCUGUUGGUAUGUAUAAAAUGCUAUUUUAUAAACAAAUAUUGGCAGUUUGAAAAAAAAUUAUUUAAAUUAGUAUUGAUAUACAUAUAUUACUUUACCUUCAUGUUUCAGUUCAGUUUAAAAUGGAAACAUUUUUGUUGAUGAGCUGAUGGUGGUGUGUGGUUGGUGGUUAGGUCUAUCCGUUUUUAUUCUUAUGUUUGUAUAUAAUUGUUAAGAUAUAGAUGUGCUGGAAAAAUACCCCUGCUUAAUCUAAAAGAUGGUCUCUUAUUCCCAGUUAUAUGACAGAUCUGAUAUAAGUUCAAUUCCUAACUAAGGAGGCAGAGAAUAUUUCACAAAACUUACAAAUGUAAAAGUAACAGCAAGAUUUUUCAUGACUGUUUUUAUUGUAAGCUUAAAAGCACAUAUCUGAUUCAAUAUUUCCUAAUGUUUUUAGUCACAUGAAGUUCCUUUCUGUGAGCUGAACUCGUACAACACUCAGGAAUUGGUGGCUUAGUAUUAGACCAAUGCUGGUAAUAGGCUUGGUAUAUGAAUCCUUUUAAACACAUAAUUAACUUUGUAUUUAGCCAUAACAUGUCGUUGACCUUGAAUGUCCUUUACUUGAGAGUAACCCGUUUUUCUUCUACACAUUGAUAAAAAACUGUGAUUGUAUAGUCUGCAGUUGUCUGAGGCUAAUGCCUCCUCUUCUAAAAGGUUCAAGGAUUAAACUCCUUAAGACCUGUUUUCUCAUUUGAUUACUCUCUUUUCUGCAUAGAAAUUUAGAGAAGUGAUGUUUUUGUUUUUAAAUGUUAACCUUUAAUUUUCUUUUAGUGAUAUGCAUUUGGCCUAUGAAAAGAGAGUAUAUGAGCCUUGUGAAAUGUUAAGUAGUUACAGCAAUAGAUAAUUUUUCUUAUAUUUCACAUGCCACUACUUUUUUGCAGCACUUAUAAAGGUACAGUAUAGUUUUAUUCACUUUAGCACAAAUAGCCAUCUGCAUUCCAUUGAAUUUUGCCUUGUAAAAUAUAGCACUCAUUUAAUAUUUAUGCUUUUGUGCCUCUAGGAAAUCUUUUUGCCACUUGUAUUUACUGGGACAAAAUCUGAAUUCAAAGUAUUUGUUAACAAUUCAGUAGACUUUUUUUUUUUCUUAAAGGGGUCAUUGUCACUUUAUUUUCUUUUAUAAAUAUAUUUAAACAGUAAUGCUGUACUUUUAUAAGCGUUUGUCUAAUUACUGUACUUAAAGUAUAUCCUCCACUCUUCAGACAUCACAGAAAUAGAUUUGUCAGAUCAUUUCUGAGUAUUGUAAACAGUGCCUUUUUGAUGAAUUCACACUGUUUGGGGAUGUAUAAAGAACUUGUCAAUUUGUGCCAUAUAUACAUUAAAAAAAAACUUUUGUGGGAGGCAGUUACUUUUAACUUUUUGAAAACUAUCUCACUCUUAGUCAAAUAUCUUAAGGAAAUGUAUACAAUUCCAUUUUCCCCUAGUUUUUAGUAUUUCUACUGAGUGGUAGACAUCUGUACUCUUUGUUUUCUAUAUAGUGAAGGUAUAAUGCAUUGUGGCAUUAUUGAAGAGCCAUAAAUGACAUCAUAGAUUAUUUGAAUUCAUUAUGUUAAAUAUGCAAAAAAUGAAACUAACUAUUUAGAACUAAAUUGACAUUUUAAACCAUCUCAAAAAAAUAGAAACUAAUACGUUUACAUUUCAACUUUUGUUUAACUGGGAAAAUAAUUCUUUAAAAUGCAUAGCCUGCCACUAAUAUGUACUUUUAUUUCAUUUUGUUCUAGCUAAAGAAUGUCAUACUGGCAUUUUUUAUUUUCUCUUUUGUUAUUUUAACAUAUUGCUUGUUUUUGUACUGUUAACAUUUUAGAAUUGAAAAUGGACUGUUAAAAGUUGUAUAGGACCAGUGUAAUUAAUUUGAUUAAUAUAUAUGUAUGUAUAUUUAUAUGAACAUAAGUAUAAAUAUAUAUAUGUAUAGAAGAGCCACAAAGAAACCCAUGACAAAAUGAAUGUGAAUGUUCUUCCUAAAAUAUUUAUUUAGAAAAAUUAUUUCAUGUUUCUGCGUCUAUCAUGUAAAAUUAUUUUAGUGUCACAUUAUUGAAAGUUAUUUAAAGAAAAACGUAAUGUAACAUUCAAGAUAAUGAGCCACAAAAAUUCAGUUGGAGUUUUCACUGUAUGGCAUGCUAAGUGUAAACCCAAGUUAAACAUCUUGUUAAUGGCCAUUUGUAAAUUAAAGCACUACCACUGGUCAAUAGUUUUGUAUGAUUAAUAGAAUAAAGAGAUGUUAUCUGCGA